AUUUUGACGUCUCUCUCUCAAGAACCUCAAACAGUAUAAGACGAACUGACGAAGAAGUGAUCUUGACCUGAUGAGAAGUGACCUCAACCUCUUUCUAUUCUCUACUAACCAAGGGUUUGGAUUUAUUGUUCUCUUAUUGGGAAUUAUAUGGGAAAUACCUCAACGCACGAAAAGGAAAAGGCACCAGAAUAUCAAAUCAAAUCCGAGAAGAAAGCAAAUGGCUGCUUCGUACAGAACCCAGUCUGCUAAGAGAUGGCUUCCUCUUGAAGCUAAUCCAGAUGUUAUGAACCAGUUCCUUUGGGGAUUGGGUGUUCAAGAGGAUGAGGCAGAAUGCCAUGACGUUUACAGUUUGUAUGGAGAACUGUUAGAAAUGCUCCAAAGCCUGUACUUGUUGUGUUGUUUCUUAUCCUUUAACCCCUACGGUUUUGUAUCUCCCUCCAGUUUAUUAUUAAUUCUUAACUUUGUGGAUGGCUAUCAAUAUUUUGUUACACAUUUUGAAAGUAUACUUGUCUCCUGAUUUGAGGAAAGUUUGAAUUCUUUGAACUUUUGAAGGACUAAUGAAGUUGCCUUGAUGGUGUUGCAAAUAGAAAUAACUCAAUGGAGUCGGAAAUUGGAAGGACAAGGUGUGCAGAUGUUUCUUUGUGCCAGUUGCUCUCAAGUUUUCUCCACACAAGUGGCCUAUAGAAGCAAAUAUAUGAGCAUAUCAAUUUCUUGUUAGGAGCCACAAAACAAAAUAAUGUAUUAUUGUUUUCUGUGGGCCAACUACAGAGACUGAUCUACACCUCAUGAGUUUUGAGUAAAUUUGUGUAAAUCUCAUGCUUGUCAAUGACAAUUUGUGGAAUAGUUAA
Messenger RNA from Rosa rugosa (rugosa rose), 848 nucleotides. RefSeq lists its product as uncharacterized. The record is from RefSeq and is a predicted model, not a curated record. Gene Ontology annotation, molecular function: cysteine-type deubiquitinase activity. Gene Ontology annotation, biological process: ubiquitin-dependent protein catabolic process. NCBI's taxonomy places the organism in Eukaryota, Viridiplantae, Streptophyta, Magnoliopsida, Rosales, Rosaceae. The coding region runs from base 71 to 517 and encodes 148 amino acids. The transcript has 3 exons.